Molecule: messenger RNA, 5593 nt
Organism: Esox lucius (northern pike)
Lineage: Eukaryota; Metazoa; Chordata; Actinopteri; Esociformes; Esocidae
Product: potassium voltage-gated channel subfamily A member 2
Exons: 3
Coding region: 2945-4531 (528 amino acids)
Biological process (GO): protein homooligomerization; potassium ion transmembrane transport
Cellular component (GO): voltage-gated potassium channel complex; membrane
Molecular function (GO): protein binding; delayed rectifier potassium channel activity
Source: RefSeq, a predicted model, not a curated record
UAUAUAUAUAUAAUAAAUGAUAAUGUAAUUAGACUAACUGUAAAAGUAAUAGACCAUUAUUACUUGUAUACUUUCCAGAGGUAAUGGAAAUACAGAUUCUUAUUCAUUAUAAAUGGAUUUAUUGUAUGUAUACCUAGUCAUUGGCGUUACUAACAGACAUUUUACACUCAUCUCACAUUUCAACACUUUAUAAAGCAGACUUAGGCAUAAUUGUUUGCUGCCAUGAUAAGAGAAAAAGAAGUGGUCAGUGGAAGACAUGUUUGAGACUAAUACUGGAUUUUAUUUUUUAAAUGUUGGAAACACAAAGAAUAAUCCAUCAAGAAACUGUAUAAAGUAUAUUUAUUUCAAUGGAAUGUUCAUGAUCUAUCUUUUUAUAUUUUGAAGAAAAAAAUGAAACAUAUCAAUAAAGUGUCAUAAUUGAACAUCAUUUCGACUAAUGAGACUUAAAAUGUAUGAAUGUCAAUGCGAUCUAAUGUGAACACAAAUCUCUAUAGCCGCUUGAAUUAAUAAAUGAUUAAAGUCAUGAAAUGCCUUUUUAAAGACAUUAAGUUGCUUCAAAUCAUAGAAAUGAACUUCAAUUAAAUUAAAAUCUUAAAAUCAUUUAAGUACAAAACCUUGUGUCGGCUACUGAAUGACCUUGUAUUUUAUUUGUAUAAUGACCCUGUCAAAGUUAUCUAGACUUUGUAUUGAUCUUCAUAAAACUGACCAUUCUCAAAGUCAUUCAAACAUUUUGCCAUUUCAAACAGAAAUGGCAAAAAAACAAUAUGUGAUCACAAUUGUUAUUUUAGGCCCUUAUAUACUCAGCAUACUGUAUAUACCCAAGAUUAAAAACAAUGUUGUCAUUUUGUCACAUUAUUGUGUAGAAAUGUUAAAUAAUGUCAAAUUGACCCAUUCAACCUGUGUUUACUGUAUGAUGUCACAUGGCAUCCGUCAUGGCAUAGAGCUGAGACAUAGAACUCUAUAUAUGGUUCCUGUGUUGGCAGAGUUUUAGUCAAACAUGACCCCAAUAUAUGAUGUCAUUACAAAUACCCAAUGCGGUAUAAUACGCUGAUGCCUGACAAAAUUCCAUUUCAAUUAAAGUAACCUUUAUCUUCAUCUGUGUUUUGUAACAUUCUCAUGUCUGCAUUAUGCCUAUGUGUGUUACCCCAGAAUGAUCCACAGAGAGACGAAGGACCAAACAAGGAUAAAAUAACAAAUAGAAUGUCUGUUUAACGAGAACAUCAUGAUUCAUCUUUUUAACGUGUCAACACAUUAAAUAUACAUUAGGUGGUAUAAAUUGAGUGUUUGUCGAUUAGAUUACAGUCCAAUAAUCUGUGUAGGUUUGCAGGCUGCCGGCACAAAUGUCGCAGAGGCCUUUUGCAUCUUUCACUGCAAUGUGCCAAUACACCCCUCAGGUGGUGAGAUUCAGUCUUGGCAGUGAAGUCGGACUGCUGGGGAGCUGAGAGGGAAAACAUGUGGUACAGGACCGGUAUCAAAGCAUAAGAGGAAAUGUAACCCCUGUCUCAUGACACUAACUGACCUUCAGACCACCUCCCUGAGCCACCAUCCGUCCUGGAAGCGUUAAUCUCAUCUCAUACAUUCAUUUGAAUCAAUGUUUGAGAUUUAAUAUGGAUUUCAUAUUUGCCUAAAAAUGUUUGAAAAAAUAAGCAUUUCCAGAAACAUGAUAUUGUUAAAUAAGAAUUGUAUUCUUAUUAUAAACUUUAUUUGAUUUGGCAAUUCGGCUGUAUUAUGCGUAACCUCAAGGUUUAUGGAGAAAUAUUGUUAUGGAGAACCUUUUCUGUAAUGUUUACGUCGAUUUUACAUACAGUUAUUCUGAUGAGGAGUAGACAAUUGAAGUUAAUGUUUCUAAAAUUAAAUGUCCGAGUUGCAAACUUGUGUGAUAGAUAGAAGUCAUUGAAUCCAAACCAUAGCCUGCUAAAUUCUGCAUGCUUUUAUUAAAUAUUCAUUACAUGAGACCCUAAUGAACACCAUCUUUACAUAGGCACUAUGUCAAUAUCAUUUAGAUUUUGGGGCGGAAAUUUGAACUUUAAAUGUUCAUAACAGUCAAAGAUCAUUCUAUUCAGUAUUUACAGCAAGCCACCUCAGUUGACUGCCUUUGAGAGCAAAGCACAUUUCAGUUGUCUGCUUUUAACGGCAAAAGACAUUUCAGAUGUCUGCUUUUAAGAGCAAAGCACAUUUCAGUUGUCUGCCUUUGAGAGCAAAGCCCAUUUCAGUUGUCUGCUUUUAAGAGCAAAGCACAUUUCAGUUGUCUGCUUUUAAGAGCAAAGCACAUUUCAGUUGUCUGCUUUUAAGAGCAAAGCACAUUUCAGUUGUCUGCUUUUAAGAGCAAAGCACAUUUCAGUUGUCUGCUUUUAAGAGCAAAGCACAUUUCAGUUGUCUGCCUUUGAGAGCAAAGCACAUUUCAGUUGGGGAGGGUGCAGCAAUGCAUCCCAGUACCGGGACAGGGGGGCAGAGGGGGUGACAUUUGAGAGCAAGGGUGAAGGCUCUUCAUGGCCCCGGAGCAAAAGGGAGGGAACGGACAGGAGGGGCCAGGGCCAGAUUGAAUUUCAGCAGGACAGCAUUUCCGAAAAAUUUCAAGACAGACCUCUCAGGAGAGAAGAGGGAAGAACAGGAUUGUGAGUGUUCAGCUGCAGACAGGUGCAAUAGUAGUCUGCAAAAAGGUCAGGGAAGUGAUAAUAAACAGUGGACGGAUCUGGAGGUGGGUCCGUCAGGGUCUGGGAACUGGGUACGACCGUACAGGGCCACGUGUCAGGUGGACAGAUGGACAUGGUGACAGACCGAAGGAGAGACGGCCUGAAGAGUCAUGGGAGACAAACAAUGUGACUUUCCGUCCCGCAAUUAGUGUCAGCGGCUGUUAUUCAUUCAACCCACAUUCUGUCUAAAUCCAAGCUGUUCUUACUACACUCACAGAGGAGAGAGGGGCCGGAGUGUGGACUAGGCAAGGAUGGAAAACAACGCCCCAGAAGGAGGUGGAAGUGGAGGAAAGAGAGACGUAGAAGAAGGUGAGAAAGACAAACACCUAGAGAACCAUCUUAACGACGAGGAGAAGGGUGAGAAGGAGAACUUAGUGGGCGAGAAGGAGAAGAGGCGGGAGAGCCACCGGUCCGGUUCACUGUGGAGGAGUGGCUGGGCACUAAGAGAACGUAUCGCUAUCAACGUCUCAGGGAUGCGCUACGAGACCCAGCUUCGCACCUUGGCCCAGUUCCCAGACUCCAUGUUAGGUGACCCCAAACGCCGGCUCCGCUACUUUGACCCAUUGCGUAACGAGCUCUUUCUGGACCGCAACCGGGCCUGCUUUGACGCCAUCCUGUACUUCUAUCAGUCGGGUGGGCGCCUCCGUAGGCCCGCAAAUGUUCCCCUGGACGUCUUUCUUGAUGAGUUGAAUUUCUACGAGCUCGGCGAGGACGUCAUGGCACGCUUCAAAGAGGACGAAGGCUUCCCUAAAGAGGAAGCCCCAGCGCUGCCCGUCAAUAAGAUCCAGCGGUAUCUGUGGAUGCUGUUCGAGCACCCAGAGUCUUCGUCGGGCGCACGCAUCAUUGCCAUCAUCAGCGUCAUGGUGAUCGUGGUGUCAAUCCUCAUCUUCUGCCUGGAGACGCUGCCCGACUUCAGGACCGAGAAGGAGCUCCGUGAGGAGUACUUCUACAAGUACCACUCCCAAGACAAGAACGUCUCCAUCGACAUGCCUCCCCCAUCCAGUGUCUUCCAGGACCCCUUCUUCCUGGUGGAGACCAUGUGUAUCUGCUGGUUCUCCUUUGAGCUGCUUAUGCGUUUCGCCUGUUCGCCCAGCAAGACACGCUUUUUCAAGGACGUGAUGAACAUCAUUGACUUUACGGCCAUCCUGCCCUUCUUCGUGACGCUGAUCACAGAGUUGUCCAGGGACGCAGAGGACGGCCCUGGAGUGUCCCUGGCCAUCAUCCGAGUGAUUCGGUUGGUUAGGGUGUUCAGGAUCUUCAAGCUGUCCCGUCACUCCAAGGGCCUGCAGAUCCUGGGCCAGACGCUGAGGGCCAGCAUGCGUGAGCUUGGCCUGCUCAUCUUCUUCCUCUUCAUUGGCGUUAUCCUCUUCGCUAGCGCCAUCUUCUUUGCCGAGUCCGACCAUAAGGACACGACGUUUGUCAGUAUCCCCGACGCAUUCUGGUGGGCCGUGGUCACCAUGACCACCGUGGGCUACGGAGACAUGUACCCCGGGACGGUCUGGGGGAAGCUGGUCGGCUCAAUGUGCGCCAUCGCCGGCGUGCUCACCAUCUCGCUGCCAGUCCCUGUCAUUGUGUCCAACUUCAGCUACUUCUACCACCGCGAGACGGAGUGCGUGGACCAAACCGAGUACGUGCACGUUAAAACCUCUCUUUGGGAGGACGAGGAGAAUGAGGAGUGGGAGGAAGGGGAUGAUGAAGAGGAUGGAGAUUAUUAUAUCAUAGAAGGUACCUGCAACCCGCUGAAUAGGACUCUGUUGGGGGGUCGGUGCGCUGGGCAGACCAGGGAGUUGAGCGGGGCAAAAAUGUACCUCUGGGAACCUCUGGUGACUCAAGUAUAGUGAUUGGUUUGACUAGGGGGUGACCUUCUGGUGUGACCCUGUCGUUGAAGGAGGUUGAAAAUAAAAGGAAGAACAGAAUUGAUUAGAGGGAUUGAAAAGGUUUAAGCGCUACGUUAAGCUGACACUGAGUUAUAAUGGGAAAGUCGCAAGAUGUGUAGUGGAAAAACGUGACGCGUUUCGGGUGCGCGUCACACUUUCCCCAGCAGGAGGAGACAUUCAACGAUUACAUUUUGUAGGGACACAGAUACAGUACUCCAGGGGCUGGGAAUUAUUCAAACCCACCAUAGCAAUGUUUACUCAGUGUCUUCGUUUACAAUAUCCGUCCCAUGCCCACACACUUCUAAUUCUGAAAAAUUAAAGCAUACUGAAGGGGUCACCCUGGUAGUAGUUAUAGGUUGUUUAUCCUGUAACCAAGACCAGGCAGUCAGUUCAUUUGUGCAUUUGAAAAAGAACUCCUGUGUAAAUGCUGUAACGUGGGUUUGAUUCAGUUCAGAUCCUAGGCUGCUUGCAGGGAAAAAAAAUAAAGAAAACGAGUAACAUGCUUAUUAUUUUCCACGGCCAUACCGUUUGUAAUUUAAGUUAUGAUUAAAUGCAACAGUAACUUGUGUUUUCUUUUAAAGAGUUGAAUCUUAGUUGUCAUUUAAUGCUAUUGAUCUGAAACCACAGUGUUGUCUCAUCUUAAAUAUAGGUUAUAACUUUUACAAAUUGUGUUUUAAUUAAUUCAAAUGUUUUAUGAAAGAGCACUUCUCAGACUAAAACUUAAAGAAGCACAGAGCACAGUGUUACAAUGUUCAACAACAAAUGACAGGUUUUAAAAGCUACUUCAACAUUCUCAAUCUGACUAUAAACUACAGUGUGCUAAUGGUGAUGUGUGACUGCUGCUCUAAAUGAUGCUUUAGAGAGAACAUUUCCUGACUGCAGGAGCUACAAAAAUGUAGCAACGUUGUGUAUCCUAGAUUGAAAGGCACUAGGAGAGUGGAGCUACAUCAUAUUGGGUUAACAUGGUGUAAAUUCCUAUGUUUCUGUAUGUGUUUUUAAUAAAGAAUAUAUUUUUUAACUUUU